Messenger RNA from Closterium sp. NIES-65, 1341 nucleotides. NCBI's taxonomy places the organism in Eukaryota, Viridiplantae, Streptophyta, Zygnematophyceae, Desmidiales, Closteriaceae. The record is from the annotation of a GenBank genome assembly.
AUGGGGGUGAGGGAGGUGAGUGAGGUGAGGGAGGAGGACUUGGCGGCAAAGACAGCAGUCGAUGCCGGGCAGCAGGAGGCGCAGCCGGGGGGGGGGGUAGGGCAGGCGCAUGAGAUGGAGGAGGAGGAGAUGGAGGAGAUGGAGGAGGAGGUGGAGGCAGAACAACGCGAGGAGGGAAUUGAGAGGAUGGAAGUGGAGAGCGAGGGAGUGGAGCAAAUGGAGGUGGAGGGGAGGGAGGAGAGCGAUGUGGUGGAGGUAGUUGGGGAGGGCGGGACGACGCAAGAGCAGGGCGGUGGGGCGUGCAGCUCCGAUGGCGUGUGGCCUUUGGCGGGGCCGACGGAGGGGGAGGAGGACAAACAGGGGCAGGGGGAAGGGAAGGGGGAUCGGGAGGGGGAAGGGGAGGAGGAUGUGGUUGUGGUGGAUGACAGCGAGGGGAGUGAAGGUAGCGAAGGGAGUGACGGCAGCGAGGGGAAGGGAGGGGGGGAGGGAGUUGAUGAGAUAGACGCAGGCGGCAAGAAGAAUGGAGAGGGCGGUGCGGGAGGCGCUGAAGGGAGGGGUGAUGCGGCUCGGCGGGCGGAGGUGGGGCGAUUGGCAGGGGUGGGGCAGGAGGAGAGGGGACUGGAGGGAGGGGCGACGGGCGGAAAAGAGGAGAAAGUGAAGGCUAUAGAGAAGGAAGGUGAGGUAGUGCAGGGCGCAGGUGAGGAAGUGCAGGGCGCAGGUGAGGCAGUGCAAGGCGCACGUGAGGCAGUGCAGGGCGCAGGUGAGGCAGUGCAGGGCGCAGGUGAGGCAGUGCAGGGCGCAGGUGAGGCAGUGCAGGGCGCAGGUGAGGCAGUGCAGGGCGCAGGUGAGGCAAUGCAGGGUGCAGGCGAGGCAGCGAAGGGCGUAGGUGAGGCAGUGCAGGGCGCAGAUGAGGCAGUGCAGGGCGCAGGUGAGGCAGUGCAGGGCGCAGGUGAGGCAGCGCAGGGCGCAGGUGCGGCAGUGCAGGGCGCAGGUCAGGCAGUGCAGGGCGCAGGUGAGGCAGUGCAGGGCGCAGACGAGGCAGCGCAGGGCGCAGCUGAGGCAGUGCAGAGUGCAGGUGAGGCAGUGCAGGGCGCAGGUGAGGUAGUGCAGGGCGCAGGCGAGGCAGAGCAGGGCGCAGGUGAGGCAGUGCAGGGCGCAGGUGAGGCAGUGCAGGGCGCAGGUGAGGCAGUGCAGGGCGCAGACGAGGCAGUGCAGGGCGCAGCUGAGGCAGUGCAGAGUGCAGGUGAGGCAGUGCAGGGCGCAGGUGAGGUAGUGCAGGGCGCAGGCGAGGCAGAGCAGGGCGCAGGUGAGGCAGUGCAGGGCGCAGGUGAGGCAGCGUAG